CACUUUCGUCCGUGAUGUGACUGUCUUCUGCAAUAAUGACAGACGAAAAAGACUACUUCCUCGAACUAAGUUCUAAUCCUAUCCGGUUUGAACCUGUCAGCAAGAUCGCGAACGUGUUUUUCGAUGAUGCCAACCAGCAGGUAUUCGUUGUGCGGUCGGGCGGAGCGACCGGCGUCGUUGUCAAGGGCCCCGACGACUGCAAGUCCACCGACUUCAGAAUGGACGACAAGGGAGACGUCGUCUCCAUCAAAUUCUCGCCCGACUUGAAGGUUCUUGCUAUUCAACGCAGCCAGAAGUCCGUCGAGUUCGUCAACUUUUCCGGCACAAUCGACAGUGUCGAGUACUCCCAGAGCUGCAAAGGUAAAGCCACCAACAUCUUGGGCAUCGCCUGGACAUGCGCAAACGAGAUCGUUUUCGUUACUGACCAUGGCAUUGAGUUGUACCAGGUCAGCUCAGAGAAGCGAACUUUGCGUUCCCUGAAGACCUACACUCUGCAAGUGAAUUGGUUCGUUUACCAACCCCAGACCUCUUUGCUAGUGCUUUCCUCAGGACCCCUGGGUAACAUCUUACAUCCAUUUCAGUUUAAACCGGGUGUCGCGACGCGACUCCCGAAGUUUGAAGUUGACUUGCCAAUCAUUCCUAAACCUCCGAGAGUAUGCCUCCUCGAACGAGACGUCACGACGGCGGUACUUUAUGGCAAGUGCGUUAUCGUAGUGUUACGACACCAGGCCAGAACCUCGGUAGGAGGUACCGGAGCUGAAAUCGUCAUUUACACCCUGCAAAAAGAAGCACCUCCGAGAAAAACCGACAUCUUGAAGCUAGACACGAGCGGAAGGUUUGCUGUCAACGUUGUGGACAGCUUGGUCAUUGUGCAUCAUCAAGCGUCGAAGAAGUCAAUGUUGUUUGACGUAAAGUUGCCCGGAUACAGUGACGGUUUUGUUACUUACCACCGGCCAGUUGUUCCUCCAUCGCCAAUUCGCCCGCUCAAGCUGAAGGUGACUAUGCCGCCGAACAACACGCUAGAGGAGGUCAGCUACGAGCUGUACUCCCCGAACUGGGUCGUCUUCCAACCAAACAUUGUCAUAGAUGCCAAGAUCGGCUGCCUCUGGUACGUCACGCUGAGGCUGGAACCUUUGCUAGCCCACUUUGAGGACAAGCGCCAGUUGGUCGACUUUCUUCUGCAGCGAUCCAAUUCGAAGGACGUCCUACUUGGUGUGUGUCGUCGUCUUCUUGAGAAAGACUCCCAGCUGCCCCUCGAGCAGAUUGCAUAUGUGUUCGACAAGCUCGCUGCCAAAGAGGGCUGUGUGGACCCUUCUGACAUGUACGCCCACGUGUUCUCAAAGUUCGCCGAUGAAGGCGAAGACAGGUUUCACUUUGUUGUUUCCACCCUCGUUGAGUACAUAAGGUCAUUGGUGCAGCAUCAGCUACCAGUUCCCUAUUGUCACAACGAGCUGCUCAUCAAUGUCCUUGUUCACAACAGGCGGUUUCACCAGCUACACCAGUUCCUACAGUACCAUGUUCUGACGGACUCCAAACCAUUGGCGUGUCUCUUGCUGUCAUUGCAUGCGGUGUAUCCUCCAGCGACUCAGCUCGCACUCGACAUGCUCAAGAGGCUGGGGACAGCUAAUGAAGAGAUCGUUGAGGUUUUGCUAUCACAAAAAAGGGUGCUCAGUGCUAUAAGGUUUGUGCAGAAUCUAGGAACUUCAGAUUCGAUCUCGGCACGCAAGUUUCUCGAGGCAGCAAAGACGACCGAAGAUCCUGCAAUAUUUUAUGCCGUGUUCAAGUUCUUUGAGCACCGUAAUGAGAAUCUCAGAGGCGUGCCAGAGUUUGCCAAGGGAGAGCAUUGUGAACAGUACGUCAAACAUUUUGAGACAUUGUAUAGUGAGACGUGAACAUAUGAAACAAGAACGAAGUUCUCCAGUUAGGUUUGAACCAGUGAUCAGGACUAGUAGCUAUUAUAAAUAAAAUGAACAAUGUUCUCGACCAACGCA
Rhipicephalus microplus (southern cattle tick) is the source of this 1991-nucleotide messenger RNA. Its product is annotated as regulator of MON1-CCZ1 complex protein bulli. Gene Ontology annotation, cellular component: late endosome membrane; lysosomal membrane; Mon1-Ccz1 complex. The record is from RefSeq and is a predicted model, not a curated record. NCBI's taxonomy places the organism in Eukaryota, Metazoa, Arthropoda, Arachnida, Ixodida, Ixodidae. Gene Ontology annotation, biological process: regulation of autophagy. Gene Ontology annotation, molecular function: protein binding.